This is a messenger RNA of Strigops habroptila (Kakapo), 6018 nucleotides long. RefSeq names its product ribosomal protein S6 kinase C1 (gene RPS6KC1). Gene Ontology annotation, biological process: protein phosphorylation. The transcript has 18 exons. Gene Ontology annotation, molecular function: ATP binding; phosphatidylinositol binding; protein kinase activity. The record is from RefSeq and is a predicted model, not a curated record. Gene Ontology annotation, cellular component: early endosome. Bases 384 to 3515 code for a protein of 1043 amino acids. Lineage: Eukaryota; Metazoa; Chordata; Aves; Psittaciformes; Psittacidae.
CGGAGCCGCGGCGGCACCCCCGCGGGCACACCGUCUACAAGGUCACGGCGCGGAUUGUUUCAAGAAAAAAUCCAGAGGAUGUCCAGGAGUCUCUUACUACAGUUGAGGAGAACCUGGAUAGUUGAUGAAAGAAGAGCCCAUAAAUGAAUUCAUUGCAUCUCUGUGUGGUCAAACAUGAGUUACUGAUUAGUGGCUUGGCAGAGGAGAUUAAAAUAACCUGUCAGAAUCAGGAUAAUGGAUCUGGGGUUAGAACUGCAUUACUGUAGUCUGUAGCUUGAUGUUCACCUUUUCCAGGAAGACUCCUGAAUUGAACUUUUCCAUGAGCACAUUCUGCCAUUCCCUUAAUCUUCAUUUGUGGGAAAACCACUUUAUAGCAGCUGUUGAUGAGCCAGUCAUCAGAAAAAUAUAUUAUAGUUGUUUGGAAGAGAUACAGUGACUUUAAGAAACUGCACAAAGAUCUCUGGCAAAUUCACAAAAACCUGUGCAGACAUACAGAACUCUUCCCACCUUUUGCCAAAGCGAUACUAUUUGGGCGAUUUGAUGAAACCGUGAUUGAAGAAAGAAGGCAAUGUGCCGAAGAUCUGUUGCAGUUUUCUGCCAACAUCCCUGCUCUCUAUAACAGCAAACAGCUUGAAGACUUCUUUAAGGGUGGAGAGGUGCACGAUGGCUCUGAACUGAUCGGUCCUGUUGAGCCUCUGUCCGACCCUCUGACUGACAACCUGUCUGACUGCAGCUCUGAAGUUCGAAAGGAUUUAAGUGGGCUUGAUGACGUGACACUUACGAGCCAGUCGGAAUGUGGAGGCUUCUCCAGUGACAGCGACCUGAUCUCUCUAACAGUUGACGUAGAUUCUCUUGCUGAGUUAGAUGAUGGAAUGGCAUCCAACCAAAGUUCUCCCAGUAGAGCUGUUGGCCUUUGCCUUACUUCUGAACCCCUGCUACAAAGCACACUGGCACCCGAGCAGGAGUGGAGCAAACCCGAAGGAGAGAGGGAAAGUCAUGGUUUGUUUUCUGGAAGCUUAAAACCCAAACCUGGCAAACAAGAUUACCUGGAGAAAGCAGGCGAGUUGAUAAAACUGGCCUUGAAGAAGGAGGAGGAAGAAGAUUAUGAAACUGCCUUCAGCUUUUACAGAAAGGGGGUUGAUCUGCUCCUGGAAGGUGUUCAAGGUGAAUCAAGUCCAACUCGUCGUGAAGCAGUGAAAAGGAAGACUGCAGAAUACCUUAUGCGUGCUGAAAAGAUUUCCAGCUUCUACCAUAAAUCCUCAGAAGAGUCAUCUGUUUCUAUGCCUCCAGGAUCACUAAGUUCAAGGCCCUCUUGGAACCUAAGGAGCCCUGCCGAGGAACUGAAGGCCUUCAGAGUCCUUGGGGUGAUUGACAAGGUUUUGCUUGUGAUGGACACUAGAACGCAGCAGACUUUUAUACUGAAGGGUCUAAGGAAAAGUAGUGAGUACAGCAGGAGCAGAACGACCAUCAUCCCCCGCUGCGUGCCCAACAUGGUGUGUCUGCACAAGUACAUCAUCUCCGAGGAGUCUGUCUUCCUCGUGUUACAGCAUGCAGAAGGAGGAAAACUGUGGUCUUAUGUCAGUAAGUUCUUAAACAGAAGUCCUGAGGAAAGCUUUGAAAUUCCUGAAGCCAGAACAUCCAGUGCAACUAAAAUUUACCUGGAGCAGCCAACACCUAGUCCUAAAGAAAUUGGUAGCAGCACUGAUUCCAGAGAAAGCUGUGGGGAGAGCGUGCUAAAGGUGGUCCCGCUGAAGAGCAGCCUAACGCCGAGCUCUCAGGAUGAUAGCAGCAAUCAGGAAGAUGGCCAAGAGAGUUCCAAGUGGAUGGACUCGGGGUCCAGCUCAGAGGAAGAGUGCACUACUAGUUAUUUAACAUUAUGCAAUGAAUAUGGGCAAGAAAAAAUUGAUUCUGGCUCUCUAAAUGAGGAACCAGUGGUUAAACUGGAGAGCGAAGGUCUAAAUCCCAAAGAGAGAAGCUGCUUACCGAAACGCAGUGUCGUUGGCAGCGGCAGUUUCACCUCCCAGAUUGCAUCUCAGGAACGAAAGCUUUUCAUUGAGGAUAGUGAGUCAGAAAUAGCUAGCCCUACUAGGAUAUUGGACUCGUUAACUAAAUCAAAGAACAGCCCGAUGGAACUCUUCAGGAUAGACAGCAAAGACAGCACUAGUGAGCUCCUGGGCCUUGAUUUUGGAGAAAAAUUCUAUAACCUGAAAUCGGAAUCCUUGAAGCCAUUGUUUUCUGUCCCAGAUCAUGACAGAAGCUUGGAUGCCCUAGAAAGCAAGAUGGGUGUGAAAGCUCAUGACACUGUAAGCAGGGGUUCAAAUGAUUCUGUGCCAGUUAUCUCCUUUAAGGAUGCUGCUUUUGAUGAUGUAAAUAGUGCUGAUGAAGGAAGGCCUGAUCUCCUAAUAAACUUACCUGGUAUGUCUGAUGAAACAGAAGAGGCAGCUGUGUCAAGGCCAGCAAAGUUUACAAAAACUGAUAGGGACAUGUUGGAAGUAAAGUUAUUAGAAACCCCGGAUGUCUUACAGCUAAAUAAUUCUGCAGAGCCAUGCAGAGCAUUUGAUCAAGAGCCAAAUCAUGUGGCACCAGAAGUGGGCGAUGCUUCCCGCAAGGAAGCAAAUGGACAAAGUGGUGUCACUCAGGGAGCUCUUGGGACUCUCUUUACAUCUGACCAAGAUGUAGGUACUUCAGAAGAUGGGGAUCUGUUUCAAGGGCUUGGAGCCUGCUCCAUAAAUGUGACAUGUGAAGAAGAAAGUUCAUUUGUUUCCAACCAGCUCUCAGGUGCUCAAGAUGUGAGCUUGGAUGGAGACAUGCUAAGAAAUGAAGCAGUGUUGCUGUUUUCUGAUCAAACUGAAGACUUUGGGAAAGAGGAAGCAGACUCAGCUUUGUUACCAGCAGCUGAAAGUAAAAAGACAGCACCAAAGAGGGAAGACAAAAUAGGAGUAGCAGGGGAGAAGGAAAUACAUCAGAUUUUUCAGGACCUCGAUGAAAGAUUAGCCAUAACCUCCAGGUUUUACAUCCCAGAGGAUUGUAUUCAAAGAUGGGCAGCUGAAAUGGUUGUAGCCCUUGAUGCUUUACAUAGAGAAGGAAUUGUGUGCCGCGAUUUGAACCCAAACAACAUCUUAUUGAAUGAUAGAGGACACAUUCAGCUAACGUAUUUUAGCAGGUGGAGGGAGGUUGAAGAUUCCUGUGACAACGAUGCCAUAGAGAGAAUGUACUGUGCCCCAGAGGUUGGCGCUAUCCUAGAAGAGACAGAAGCCUGUGACUGGUGGAGCCUGGGUGCAAUUCUUUUUGAACUCCUCACUGGGAAGACUCUGAGUGAGUGCCAUCCAUCAGGAAUAAACACUCACACUUCUCUGACUAUACCAGACCAUGUAUCAAAGGAGGCCAGAUCACUGAUUCAGCAGCUUUUGCAGUUUAAUCCCGCAGAGCGUCUUGGUGCUGGCGUUGCUGGUGUUGAAGACAUCAAAUCUCAUCCGUUUUUUGCCCUUAUAGAAUGGGCAGAUCUGCUGAGAUGAGAGGUACGUGUCCUCUGAACAAACUCAGGUCAAGAGAACAAGUUCAUCUGGCACAGAAGCACCCUGACUUGCUUCCUCUGGAUGUCCCAAACCAUUUGGAUGUGGUGACUAAAGGACGCUGGAGCAAUGAGACCAAAAGCUUGUAACAGGAAUCACAGGUUGUACAGGGUGCUAGCUUGUUCUGGUUGCUAUGUGUGUGUAUGUCUUUUCACCAAAGGGUGGUUUGUGAUGUUUAGCACUGCCAGCUUGUUGGCCAAGCAGAAGCAGGAGUGUGCUCCUGGUGCUCUGUCUAAUGGUGAAAGUGUCUAUAGACUGUGCCAGUUCAAAGUAUCUUUUAUAGUGGCAUUAGACCAUUUCCCUAUGCUAAGUGCAGCUCUGGGAGGGGGGGCUGAGGAAGGAAGGAGCAAAUAAUUUAUUAAUGGCAUAUGCUAAAUAAAAUACUAAAAUGCUUUAUGCAAAAGUUGACACAUUAAAAAUAAUAUAUCCAUUAAAAAUUAAGAAGGCUGUUGCAUAAUACUGUGGAAUGUGUCUUGAAAAUGGCAUAUCAUUUCCCACUGUGGAAAGAGCAUAUAAAAGGCAAAUAAUGCUGUCAAAUGUUGUACUUUGUUGGCUGGCAAUGUCUGUUUAUAACUCUUGACUUUGUUGUAUUUGAUGAGCUACAUGUUGAAGUCACUACAGAAAGGGAAAUCAUCUUUUCCUCAGCCAGAUAAACACUGCUUUAGCACUCUAAUAAGAAACAAGAACACAUAACGCUAAAUAAAUGUGUAGAUUAAAAAAGGAAAAACUCUUCUGUCAUCACCGCAGCGACCACUUUAUCACUUAAUGAACUUUACUUCCUCUAAGUGUCCUAUUUUUAGCUGCUACUUCAGGAAAGAAAACCCUUUCUGCUUGUGCUCUUCUGCUUGAGGAAGCUUCUGAACUUUCCUGCUUGUUUGUUAAUAGUCUUAAUAAAUCAAAGAAAGCCUUCACCCACUCUGCUGCUGGGACAGGAAGAAGCCUGGGAUUUGCUCAUGCCAAAUGACUAAGUGACAUCUCUGAGCAAACCCUAGUGGGUAAGACUUGGGCAUGAGCCAAUUAGCUGACCUGUUUGUUUGUUAGGAAGGUCUGGAGAAUGGGAGAAGAACAUAAGAAAUGCAGAAUACUGUGUGUGUGCUGCUGUUGCUGCCGAGCAGCCCUGUUUGUACGGGCUCCUGACACACAAAUGCUGUCUGCUGCAAUGCUUGUACAGAUCUGUGGGUUUUUUCCCAAAUGUUUCCUUUGCUCUCACUCUCUUUUUUUUCCCUCCUUUUUCUUCUUCUCCCCAGCUUUAUCCGGAGAACAAAGGGCAAAUUCCUUUGGGAAAAUGAGGUGACAGCAAUGAUUAUUGAAUUUACAACUCCAAAAAAAAAAAAAAACGGGGGGGGGGGAAGUAUCCCUCUGUUUGUAUUUGAGUAGUGUAUUUUAUGGGCACUCCCAAAAGUGCAUCUGCACAGUCUCCAUCUGUUAGACACCAGGUCUGUGUAUUCAAAUAAAGUGGAAAAGGAAAAUGCCUCACUUAAACAAAGGAAAUCUGGAAACUCUUCCCCCCCCCCCCCCCCCCCCUUUAAAUUAUUCCACUCCCCUCUUUUUUUUUUUUUGCCUUUUCUUCCCUUUCUUGUGAUCACCAGGCCAGCACAGGGGCUGUGACAACACUGCAGGUUGUAACCAGGUCACUAGUAUCACUGCCUACGGCGUGCUGUCCAAGAUUACAUCACUCUCAGAAACUGUGUCUCAACCUACCACCCUCUGGCUUCAUAACAGGAACUCCCUCAGGUGAGCCACAGGAACAACUUCCUGCGCCGAGCGGGUCGGAAAUCUCUAAUGCGGAGACCAAUGUGAUCCAGAGCUUCCUUCCAGCACUGCCCUGGCUGUGACUUUGGAGAGGGCUCGUUGCUCAAGGGAAGCCUCCCUUCCCUCAGCCGCCUGCCUCCUUCCCUGGGGCUCUCUAGCCCAGCCAUUAUAAUGUCAUUGCCCACGUUGAUCUGUCCCAUUGCAUUCGCCUGGUGAUAACUGCAGAACAAAUAUUUUCCAUGUUGCUUUAAAAUGCUUUUCUUGUUCAGGUUGCGCCCGUGUGCUGGUUGCAAGUAAAGGCAGGAUAAGAUAGCACAGGAGCACAAGCUGGUUUUGUGAGCAGCAGAAGGAACACGCUCUUCUAGCAGAAACCAGGGGACCCGUCACUCACAUUUGGUUUAGGUAAUGACACAGAUAUUCCUUUCUCGAGUAUGUUAGUAGUGAGGGAAUCGUGAUGACAGAGUCUAGAAGGAAUGGGGCAUUUGGUGAGAUGGCUUGCCAGAAGUGAGCCUUUAUAGGUUUUUGUAACUUCACAACUGACUCGGAUGGUGGUUUUGCUUAAGGAAUCACAGUCUGGAGUUAAUUGCACAAAAAAAAAAUCCUACUUCUGUCUUUAUUAUUUUCCUUAAACAUGUAUUAUAUUGUAUUGGUGUUUACAUGUAUUCCUUUAAUAAACAAAACCUUUCAAGCCUAA